Messenger RNA from Panthera uncia (snow leopard), 1626 nucleotides. RefSeq names its product izumo sperm-egg fusion protein 1-like. The transcript has 9 exons. Gene Ontology annotation, biological process: sperm-egg recognition; fusion of sperm to egg plasma membrane involved in single fertilization; heterotypic cell-cell adhesion. Gene Ontology annotation, cellular component: acrosomal membrane; plasma membrane. Gene Ontology annotation, molecular function: signaling receptor binding; protein binding involved in heterotypic cell-cell adhesion. The coding region runs from base 499 to 1605 and encodes 368 amino acids. The record is from RefSeq and is a predicted model, not a curated record. NCBI's taxonomy places the organism in Eukaryota, Metazoa, Chordata, Mammalia, Carnivora, Felidae.
GGUUUGUGGGCGGGGCCAAGGAAACUCCUGGGCGUGUCUCCAGGGAAGUCGGGCCCCCACGUCCGAAGCUAGAAGGGGGAGGCUGUGGGAAUUCCUUGUAGAUCGGGGGAAACGGUGACUCGGGCUCCAGUCACAAAGCUCUCCACAUCACGUGACCAACCUUACCUUCGCUCCAGAAACGUCCUCAAUUUUAGCCGUGGCAAAUAAAGUGGAAGGACGUGACCCGCUCGUCCCCUCUAAAGGCCCUCAGCCUGGAUUCGGCCCUUCAGCGAACCCUAGUAUUCCAGGGUGCAACAUUCAAGGUCAAGGUCGGGCAGCGGCUGUCUAGGGUGCAUCGGGACUCCGGACUCCUCGGUUUCCUAACCGAGAAGGGGGAGCCCUGCAGAUUGGGGGGUCUUACUCUCGGGGAAGGGGUUCUUUCCCGUUACUGAUCACCCCUUCCGUGUGGGGUGGGAGGACCCUCCCCGGGUUCUGUGCGGGCUGAGCGCUGUGGCCGCAAUGGGUCCCCAAGUGGCCCUCCUGGUGGCGGCGCUAGCCGGCUGCCUGCUUCCUGCCGGGGGCUGUGUCAUAUGUGAUCAGAGGGUCGUGGCCGCGCUGGACGCCUUGGAAAAGGAAUACCUGCCUACCCACAUGGCGCGCGAGCGUCAGGGACAAGUGAUGGAAACGAUAAGACAAACCGUGAGAAAUUUCUGGGACCUGCCAUAUUUAGAGGAUGCCUUUAUGGGGGUUAUAGAUGAGGCCACAAUGGAAACGUCAGUGUUGGGUUUUCUGAGGAGUAUGACACUUAUCACAAACAGUGACAUAGCAGAUGACACUUUCGUGAAGGAGUUCUCCUGGAUGUUGACUCUGGAAAAGGCAGCCUUUCAGCGCAAUGUUGCUCGGUUCCAAAGAGAGGAUUUCUGUCCCAACAAAUGUGUCUCUUCUAUUCAGGAUGUAUGCAACCUUGAUCCUGCCCCUUCAGGUAUGAUGUUGCAGCCUCUGAUCUGGUGCAGUAAUUGUAAAAAGCAGCUUCACGUUUGUCGAAAGUCCACAGAUUGCGGUGUGCGCCACAUCAACGUCCACGAAAAGGAAGACCUGGUCCUGGACUGUGAGCUCAACUGGCAUAAGUUAUCUCAAGGCCUGACCUAUUACAGCUUUUACAGGGUUUGGGGGAGCAAUUCUGAGACCUUGGUGUCCAAGGGGAAACAGCCCACCCUGACCAAGCCCUUGGUGGGGCCAGAGGAUGCGGGUGACUACCGCUGCGAGUUGGGCACUGUGAGAUCCCUCCCAGCCACGGUCAUCCAUUUUGAAGUCACAGUGUUGCCUCAAAGAAUCAUUGAGGAGACACCGACAUCAAACUUUGAAACCGAAGAGCAGCUGUCCCCAACCCUCCAGCCUUCAGAGUACCCUAAGCCCGAGAAGGUGCUGAGAAGCCUUCUGGUAGGGCUGCUGAUCUGGGGCUUUGUGGUGCUGAUGAUCGGCUUUGUCACCGCCGUACUUUGCUUUCUGCCUGGGAACGUGAUGGAUUCCGUAAAGUCCUGGCUCCUCACGAACAAAGUAGCCGCACUGCAGAGCCAGGUUCCGAAGGUACCGAAAGAAAACGACGCAGCACCAAGUCACAAAUAAAGAUUUAUCUGGUUGCCUAAA